CUAUAGACAACGAGCGUUUUUAAACAAAGCAACUUUUAUUGAAAUAGUCAUAUAAAUAAUGGAGCCUUUUUCUUGUCCCAAACACACUGAUUCAUAUUGCUUGCUUAAAACUGGAACAAAACCAGGCGCUUCCAAGGGUAUCAGUUUUUAUGUCUGUGGACAAUGCAGUUUUAAUAAAGUUACUGAGUUAGCCCCUAUCCAAUGUAAUGUACAUCCUACACAUGUGAUAGAUCUUCAGUCACUAGUCAAGACCAAGUCACCAGAGGUUCUUCGGUGCUACUACAGAUGUCAUGGAAGAAAAACUGGAGAUUCUUGGUGUGGUUAUUCCAAAUAUAGCCUGCAGAAUACCAAAAAGUGUGAUGAAAUAGAGCAUGAAACAAUGAAAAUACAAAAAGAAUGUGCAGCUGUUCCGUCCCAAAAAUCUGCCAGCACUGAUGCCAACAACAGUUCCCUGGACAUGUCAGUCAGCAAUGAAGUCUCUAAUGAAGAGCAGACGGCAGAAAAGAAUACUUCCUUCAUGGAAAUCAGUUUUGCUGACCUCAGCAAAUCUAGACCACCAACCUCCAGUGAUAUGAGCUUUGCCAGUAAAUCUUUUCAUCAGUACAGAGAUUCACCAGGCCCAGCUAAGGUCAAGCCAAACACGAUCAUCAUAUCAGAUUCAGAAAGUAGUGACGAUGAGGCUGUGAAUGAGGCUAGUUUUGAGCUGAAAAAGUUGACAGUCACUGAGAAAUCACAUUCAUCACAUGUUUCAAAGACCAGUUCAAAGCAGUCCAGCAAUUUGGUGGAACAAGCUCCACAAACCAGUUCUAAACAGUCAGGCAGUGUUCCGGCACAAGUUCCAAAGACCAAUUCUAGCCAGUCCAGCAAUGUUCUGGCACAAGUUCCACAGACCAGUUCUAAACAAUCAGACAAUGUUCCAGCAACAAGAGAUGAGAAACAAGGUGUGCAACAAAACCAAGUUAACCUCUCUAAUGUGAAGGUCCCUCAAUUAGGUCAAAGUUUACAGCAAAAUCUGCAGGAUGUGACAGGACCUGCUGUAGGUCAAAAUUUGACAAGUUUAAUGAACACAAGAGAACAACUCUCCACUGAGCUUAAAAAAAUACAAGCCAGUAUGAGGGGUGUGAACAUCUCCAGCCUACCAGAUAAGGGAGCUCGUAUUCUCACCAAGCUGGCAUCAACCCAGGAGGAAAUCAAGCAGAAUGAUAAGCAGAUUCAAGCCAUUCUAGAAGCUGGGGGUGGUCAGAUAGAAAAUGUAUCCAACAAAACAAGUAGUGGACACAUGAAGCAUCCACCAGGUGGUCAGCAAGAGAAAGCAGCCUCUAAUGUUGGUGUAUUCCAACAAAGAGAAGGACAGCACCUGAAGCAACCCCAUCAAACAUAUCUGCCACACAGUCUACAACAUUUAUUAGACACCAACCCCCAGGCUAUGACACUGUAUGGUGGUAGAAUGACAGCACAGAGAUUGAAAGAAGUGGGAUCAAUCACCACUGAAGCUAUUGAAAAAUUGCACAAACAGUUGGACACCUCCCCAACUGACAGCACAGAACUAGAUGACCCUGCAGGUUUGACAGUGACGUUAAUGCCACAUCAGCGACAAGCUCUGGCCUGGCUGACCUGGCGAGAACAGCAACAUCCACCUGGUGGAAUUUUAGCUGAUGACAUGGGACUGGGCAAGACACUGACCACCAUAGCUCUGGUCCUGAAACAAAAACUAGACACACCAGACACAGUACAGGAGGGCUGGCUCAAUUGGAAAAAGGAAGUUGAAAAAUUGAACAAAGCUAUGAAGAAGAGCCGGGCUACCCUAAUCAUUGCUCCAGCAUCUCUGGUACACCAGUGGGCCUCAGAGAUUGACAGGAGGUGUCGACCGGGGGCCUUAAAGUAUAUUGUGUAUCACGGACCUAACAGAGAGAAACAUAUACACAAGUUGAUAGAUAAUGAUGUAGUGUUAACCACAUACACCAUCAUUGCUAAGGAGUUGGGAACUGACAAAGACACUAAUGCUGAAACUCCUAUUGAAGAUUCUGAAGAGUGUUCAGCUGAUCUUCCCAUGCUGCUGAAAGUAGGCUGGAAAAGAAUAGUGCUGGAUGAAGCUCACAACAUCAAGAACCACAAGUCAGCUACUUCUAUUGCUGUCUGCAAACUCAGAGCUGUCUGUAGGUGGGCGCUCACUGGAACUCCCAUUCAGAAUGACCUUCUGGACAUGUAUGCACUGCUCAGAUUUUUAAGAUUCAGCCCAUUUGAUGAAUACAAAGUUUGGAAAAGGCAUGUGGACUCUGGAAAAGGAGAGACAAAGCGGAUCAACACAAUAGUCAAAGCCCUGCUGUUGAGGCGCACCAAGGAUCAGAUCAGCAAAGAUGGCAAGCCACUUGUGUCCCUUCCCAAGCGAUCUAGUCAGACAAUCCUAGUCAACCUCUCCACACAAGAACGAACAAUUUAUGACAAGCUGUUUCGCAAAUCACAGUCAACUGUCCGAGCUUAUGUGCAGCGACAUCAAGACAAAGAUCUUGACCAAGAGAAAUGGAGGACUCAAAACAGAGCUGGUGUCAGUAAUUCAAGAGAUGGCCCUAGUGACUCUAGAGAUGACACCAGUGAUUCCAGAUCUAGCAUUCUGCUGCCAACCCCAGGCAAAGCUUCAGGCAGCCAAAUUCUUGUCUUGUUGUUGAGGCUGCGCCAGAGCUGUUCACACCUCAGUCUUUUAAAAUCUCAUUUGGAGAGUGAAAAUUUAGAGUCAGAUGGUAUAGAGCUGACAUUGGAAGAACAACUGCAGGGCAUGGAACUGAAUGACUUGGUGGCAGACACAACUGUGAAAGAUUCACCGCAAGUCACUGAACUCUUCCAGUCUUCUUUAGUCAGCUCCAAGCUACACUCAGUGCUGGAGAAGUUAAAGGCCAUACACUGUAGUGAAACUUCCAAACAUUCACUGGAAAAAAGUGUCAUUGUGUCGCAGUGGACUCAAAUGCUGGACAUAGUUGGCCAGCAUUUAGACAAGUGUGGCAUCACCCACAACAUUAUCCAGGGGAAUAUUGCUCCUAAAAAAAGAAUGGAUAUUGUGGAUGAUUUUAAUUUAAACCCUAAAGGCGCUCAGGUCCUUCUACUCUCCUUAAAGGCUGGAGGAGUUGGUUUGAAUCUAGUGGGGGGAAACCAUUUAUUUGUGCUAGACAACCAUUGGAACCCAGCCCUUGAAGAGCAAGCCUGUGAUAGAAUUUACAGAAUGGGUCAAAAAAGGGAUGUUUACAUCUACAGAUUUCUGUGUAAAGAUACAAUAGAAGAAAAAAUAGUAGCACUUCAAGAGAGGAAGUUAUCUUUAGCAAAAUCUGUUCUUUCUGGUGCUGGGGCCAAAAAUCAGAAACUCACACUCAAUGAUUUACGCAGCCUGUUUGGUGUCUAGUAGCUGUUUCAGUGGAUCACAUGAUAUUUGUUAUAAGGUUACAGUGAUAAUGUAUUUAUUCUCUUAAACUAGUAGUUUUUUUUUAUAGAUACACACUACAUGUAUGUGAACUUGGUGAACUAAUGUAGCCUUUGCAUUUAAUAAACCCGGUACUUUUUGUUUUCCUUUAUAUUCAUGUAUAUUAAUUUUAGACAUCUAUUCUUUUAUCAUUAUAUUAUGCCCUCCAUGGUUUUGUAAUAAUUGCCAAAUUAUUUAGUUAUACUGUAAACUAAAAUAAGAGUGUGAAAGGGCCUGCAUUUAAUUAACUACAAGUGUUAAUAUUAAUAUUGUACUUGUAUACUGCUCUUCUCAUGCAGUUCUCCCUUUUUAAAAAUCUGUCUUUAAUGAAU
This is a messenger RNA of Physella acuta, 3780 nucleotides long. RefSeq names its product transcription termination factor 2. Gene Ontology annotation, biological process: DNA repair. Lineage: Eukaryota; Metazoa; Mollusca; Gastropoda; Physidae. Gene Ontology annotation, cellular component: nucleus. Gene Ontology annotation, molecular function: ATP-dependent activity, acting on DNA; ATP binding. The record is from RefSeq and is a predicted model, not a curated record.